This is a messenger RNA of Coccinella septempunctata (seven-spotted ladybird), 1068 nucleotides long. RefSeq lists its product as uncharacterized. The transcript has a single exon. Gene Ontology annotation, molecular function: aspartic-type endopeptidase activity. Bases 1 to 1068 code for a protein of 355 amino acids. The record is from RefSeq and is a predicted model, not a curated record. Gene Ontology annotation, biological process: proteolysis. NCBI's taxonomy places the organism in Eukaryota, Metazoa, Arthropoda, Insecta, Coleoptera, Coccinellidae.
AUGGCCAGGGACUGUAUAGUUUGUUCGAGGAAACAUUAUCCAAUAAUGUGUCCGGAUUCAGAUCUGAAAAAGGGAAAGAAGGAUAAUGAGAAGAAUGAAACAGAAAAUAUUUUGACUAGCAACUUAUCUAGUACAGUAUUAUUGCAAACAGUUCUUGUGCGGAUUCAUUUUGAAGGGAGCGAAAAAAUAGUUAGAGCAUUAUUAGAUUCUGGUUCACAAAGCUCUUAUAUUUUAUCUAGAAGUGCAGAAGAACUUAAGUUGAAGAAAAUUGACAAUGAAACUAUAAUACAGGGAGUUUUUGGAGGGAAGCAAUCCCAGCCAGAAAUUCAUAAGUUAUUCGAAGAAACAAUAAAAAGUAUUGAUAACACACAUGAAUUUAAACUCAAUAUGUUGAAUCAAGAUAAAAUCUGCAAUUAUAUUCCUCGUAUUGAUGAUUCAUCUUGUAUAAAUUAUUUGAAGCAGAGUAAUAUUGUGAUUCACGAUAGCAAUUUGUCAAAUGCUUCAAAGGAAAUUGAACUAUUACUAGGAGCAGAUAUAUUUGGUCAUUUAUUAACUGGUAGAAAACAUCACCUUGAUGGUGGCCUUGUAGCGCUCGAAACAUAUUUGGGGUGGACACUCAUCGGACAGUACGACACAAAACAACGCAAUGAGACUAUAUUUUCUGGAUUUUCCGAAUUGUCAAUACCAGACUUAUGGGAGUUAGAAUUACUUGGUAUAAAAGAUUCGGUACAAGUAAAAUCAAAUGAAAUUCUAGAAGAGCAAGCUUUGAUCCAUUUCUAUGAUACUAUUACUAUAAAUGACGAAAAAAGAUAUGAAAUUAAAUUACCUUGGUCGCAAGAUCACUUGAAUAUUUUAGAUAAUAAGAAAAUGGCUCUUAGUAGAUUAGAGUCUAAUACAAAAAGAUUGUUGAAUUUGAACAAAUAUGAUGAUUAUUCAAGGGUAUUCGAUGAAUGGGAAGAAUUGGGUAUUAUUGUGGAAGUGACCGACGAGAAAGAAAUGAGACAAGAAAAUUCAAUUCAUUAUUUGUCGCACCAUGCAGUCAUUAAAGAAUCAAGUGCAACUACUUAA